Messenger RNA from Caenorhabditis remanei, 810 nucleotides. RefSeq lists its product as uncharacterized. The coding region runs from base 1 to 810 and encodes 269 amino acids. The transcript has 2 exons. The record is from RefSeq and is a predicted model, not a curated record. Lineage: Eukaryota; Metazoa; Nematoda; Chromadorea; Rhabditida; Rhabditidae.
AUGAGCGACAAAACAUCGUCGAAGCAGUCAACGUUGAAAGUGGACGACGAUCGGAUGAUUGUUGUGGAAACUCAAAUGAGCGUGAAGGAGAGAAGAAAGAAAGUGAAGAAGUUCACUAAACUUAUCGCUAGCAGCGUCAAAGUGGAGGACGAAACAAGGUUGCAACUCGGGGAGUGGACAGCAAAAUGCAGCGAACAGGAGGCGGAUGCGAUUCUGGAGCCGAUGAGAAUUUUCAACAGAGAGUUGUUGGAAAAGUUCGAAGAAAUCGGAGGAGAUGAAUGGCCGCGAUCGGUGAUUCGAGUUAUGAGAGAAUUCAAGCUCGAAUCGGUGGAAGAGUUGAGAGAGGCGUGUGCGAAAGCAGCGGAAAGUGAGGAAGCGGAAUGGUCCGUGGGAAAAGUAAAUCUGGAAUUGCAGAAAGUGCAAUAUGAGAAGAACUUGUUGACGGAGUGCUGGAAUGAAGAAAAGGAGAUGCUCGGGGAGCAAAUCCGGAGAAUCCAGAGAGAAAAGGAGGUGGCUGAGGCGCAGGUCAGUAGGCUGGAGAAAGCGCUGAAACAACUGAGGAAGACGCAGGAGCUGGAGGAACGCAAGCCGAAGGGCUUGUGGGAUGAAGUCCAGGGAAGCAGAAGCUGGUACGAGAAGGUGGUAAAUUGGGACUCCGAGAGCACCAAUAAGGGAAGCAGGAAGAAAGGAGGAGAAGACGCGUUUAGCAGGAAAACGUUGAGUCGGACAGGAAGUAGCGAACGUUGCCGGAGCCAAAAACGUUUGAUGGAACAGGCGAGUUCAAGGAGUUCAAACGGGCAUUCUUGUUGA